This is a messenger RNA of Aphanomyces invadans, 330 nucleotides long. RefSeq lists its product as hypothetical. Lineage: Eukaryota; Oomycota; Saprolegniomycetes; Saprolegniales; Verrucalvaceae. The coding region runs from base 1 to 330 and encodes 109 amino acids. The record is from RefSeq and is a predicted model, not a curated record. The transcript is spliced from 2 exons.
AUGGACGCGGACACGCGUGAAGGUCGGGUCAACGGACGGCGCCAACGGCCAACCCCGAUGAAGUCGAUUGCGCUGUUGCUGGUUGUAUCUGCUGCCGCGGUGGCUGCGUCGGACGUGACGACGGAUGUGGCGGCUCGUCAAGGCGUGGUCUCGAAGGAGGGUCAGCGCCUGCGCGAGGCAGCGCCGACAGAAGCGCAAAAGAAGGAGUGGGGCCUGUGGGGCGGCCUCCGCGGCUGGGGGUGCGGCGGCCUCGGCUGGGGGCUCGGGUGCGGUGGCCUCGGCUGGGGUGGCCUCGGCUGGGGUGGGCUUGGCUGUGGUGGGUGCAUCUAA